UUUUAGGGAACCCCUUGUAUAAUCCAGCAAUGUCGAAAAGUUUGGUUGAAGAUGUUGCGAAGUUAAAAAUUUUCAUAACUGACGAGAAGCUUAUCAAGGAAUUCAUCCGAAACAUAUAUGCUGAAGGUUAUUCCGUCAAGAAAGCUUUUUUGAGUUUUUGCGAAGAAUUUGGAAGCAGCGAGAAGACAUAUCGAGAGUUCUAUGUAGCGUACUACAAGAUCGGGAAAAGCUCUGACGUGGAACUGCCAGUUUUUUCGGAAAUGCCAAUUGUGGCACUCCUCCACAUUUUCGAGAACUUGAAUUUGGCAGACAGACUUCACCUUCGAAAUAUGUGUAGACACUUUAAAAUUGCGGUUGAUCGAGUUGGAUGGAAAUUGAAGGAAGCACAAUUAAUCGUUAUCGAAAGAUGUGUGAUGUUGUUCAUCGAACCAUUCACAGUCAACUAUGAAAACCGAGAUGGCAGUUGUUAUGUGCAAUGCGACACGGGAGCACGGGGAGACGAAAAAGAAGUCACUGGAGGAGAUCAUUUGGAGAUGGCUGUUAAUGAUUUCUGCAACAUGAUAAAAGGGUCUAAACAUGACCUUGUCAAAGUUGAGCUGGACUUCCAAAACUGCAGCCCGGAUGAACAUGACAAGUUCUGCCGACUGUUUGUGGGAAAAAUCGAGAACAUCUCCCCAACAGAAAUAUAUCUUCGAUUCUGGACAUGCAAGGCAGUUGCUUCAUUUCUGAAGUUGUGCAGUGCUGACCAGCUUAAACAUAUUGAUUUACACUUUCAUGACGAAGAAUUGCUGGAGUAUAACGAAUUUGUUAAUCUUAACCACUGGAAGAACGCUAAAUAUCUAAAAUUGUAUUGCAAGUAUUUGCCCACUAGAUUUUACCAAAAUCUUUCGAAUUUCAAAGUUUUGUCACUAAGGCCAGAUCAAUCAUCAGUAGAAGAUAUUGACCAAAUUAAAAAGCUAAUCUCCGAGCCGAAUCAACUUUCAGCGAUGGUUUUUCAAAGUGUUGCAGCUCUUGACACUGUUUACAUUGCGUCUGCUUUUGGCCACAGAAAUGUAGUUCAAGAAAUAAAUACUGUGAAGUACUUGAACUAUGAGAUACAAUUCUCAAAGAGAAAGUUGACUAUUCGGCAUGAGAAUUUGCCGCAGAGUGCCCUCUCACUAGAUUGUUAUUUUUCAAAUUGAAUUUUGUUCUGGUUUUUGUCAUAUUAUUAUAUUUCUCUAGAUUUUCGUUUUAGUUAUUUUCUGGACUGCUUAAACUUACUUUUUGAAAGAUUCAUUUCUUAUUGUCGUUUCUAAUUUUAAUAAACAUAAUUAAAUUACAA
Messenger RNA from Caenorhabditis elegans, 1321 nucleotides. It is a transcript of the gene fbxa-96, whose product is annotated as F-box domain-containing protein. The transcript has 5 exons. The coding region runs from base 30 to 1181 and encodes 383 amino acids. Lineage: Eukaryota; Metazoa; Nematoda; Chromadorea; Rhabditida; Rhabditidae. The record is from RefSeq and is marked reviewed.